GGCUCCCCGCUCCUCCCGGCCGGAGCGAGGCAGCAUCGCCGAAACCCGCCCGGCCGCAGCUGCGGUACGGCGGUGAGCGCCCGCCCGGGGCCGGCCGCCGCAGCUCCCUUCAGAUGGCUGAGAACACCGCCAGGAGCCUGCAGGACACCCCCGGCUCUUUCCCUGAUGAAAACGAGUUUCCCUUCGGGUACCCCACCAGCAUUUGCGAGGACGUGCCCGGCCAGAAGUUCCUGUGCAGCAACUGCAACAACAUCCUGAAGAAAGCCCUGCAGACGCUGUGUGGGCACAGGUACUGCUCCGCCUGCCUCACCUGGAUCGUUCGAAACAAUAAAAACGCAAUUUGCCAGAAAUGUAAAGAGGAAGAUCCCAACACUUUAGGCGAGGAAAGCCUGUUGGCAGAAGAGAGGGCUUUUGGGGAUGCUGCCAUCAAUAAAGAGAUUUCUGAACUCCGAGUCCACUGCGUGACCCUUGGGUGCAGCUGGUCUGGGAUCAUGAAAGAUUUUGAAGAGCAUCAGAGUUUGUGUGAAUACGCUUUGAUCCCUUGUCACACUGGCUGUGGGCACGUGGUGAUGAGGAGGAAGCUGGCAGAUCACUUGGAAAACGGAUGUGUCAAUAAUGUGAGAGUGUGUCAGCAGUGCCAGCGCAGCCUGGCCAGCUCUGAAUACCAGGAGCAUUCGUGUGAAGGCAGUUUAUGCCAGGAACAAAAACCUGUGCAAACAGAAGCAGCAUCAGAGGAAAAGAGCCGCUCCUCAGCCAGCAAGGAUGGGUGUUGUUUCUCUGAAGUUGGCUGUGCAUUUCGGGGAAGCAAAGAGAAGAUGAAGGAGCACGAAAAAUCCGCGCUGGGGGCCCACAUGCUGCUCCUGCUGCAGCGCAUGAGGCAGCUGCAGGGCAGCCUGUGCAGAGCUGCACAGGGCCUCGCCCCACAGCCAGAGCCGAACACGGGGGGCGCAGGAAAAAGCGUCCCUGAGCUGCAGAGCCCUGCAGGGCUGGAAUUCAGCAGGGAUCCAGAGGUGGACUCCUUCCCUGGAUCGUCUGUUCCUGGGGAUGAGUCUGUCCUGCAGCAGCUCGUGAGGGAGAAGGUGAUUUCUGAGCUGGAAAACAAGCUGCACGUGUUUGAGAACAUCGUGGCGGUGCUCAACAAGGAGGUGGAGAGCUCUAACCUGGAAAUCCUGGCCUUCAGGAGACAGAGUGAACUGGACCAGAACAUAAUACGGGGCCUUGAACUGAAGAUUGCAGAGUUGCACCGGUGCCUGAUGCAGAAGGACGCGGGCCUGAGCAGCCUGCACAAGAGCCUGCUGUUCUCUGAGCAAGCCUCCUACGAUGGGAUCUUCCUCUGGAAAAUCACAGAGGUUGGCAGGAAGCUCCAGGACUCUGUGACUGGCAGGACGGUCAGUUUGUACUCCCCAGCUUUCUACACCGCAAAGUACGGCUACAAGGUGUGUCUGAGGGUGUACCUGAACGGGGAUGGGACAGGGAAAGGAACCCACCUGUCCCUGUUCUUCGUUGUCAUGAAAGGAGACUACGACGCUCUGCUGCCGUGGCCUUUCAGGCACAAGGUGACGUUUAUGUUGCUUGACCAGAACAACAGGGAGCACGUCAUCGAUGCCUUCCGCCCAGACCUGACCUCUGCUUCGUUCCAGAGGCCCGUGAAUGACAUGAACGUGGCCAGUGGCUGCCCCAUGUUCCUGCCCUUGUCCAAGCUGCAGUCCCCCAAGCACGCCUACGUGAAGGAGGACACGCUCUUCCUCAAGUGCAUCAUAGAAACAAACUAGCGGGCCCGGAGACACGCCUGCCUGGGGAACUCACCACCAGUGUCAGGAGAUGAUGAGGAAAACCCCAUCCGUUCAGGCCUUGUGUUAGUCUGUGUGUACACAAAACCCCCAGAGGCUGAGCCUGCGCGCCCUGAACCCGCUGCCGUCACCUGGAGGUGCUGGAAUGGGAAUAUCUCCCCAGAGCAGCCAGUUCUCAUGGCCUGGGUGUCACUGUCACCCCUGCCCCAUGGGUGGAGAAGGGGCUGGUCCUGCUCACAGCUGCCCUGGCUGUGGCUCUGCGGGCUGGGGCUGAAUUCCCUUCCCUUCCCUUCCCUUCCCUUCCCUUCCCUUCCCUUCCCUUCCCUUCCCUUCCCUUCCCUUCCCUUCCCUUCCCUUCCCUUCCCUUCCCUUCCCUUCCCUUCCCUUCCCUUCCCUUCCCUUCCCUGGGGAUUGGGGAGGCUGAGCCCAUCCUGGGGCCGUGCCCAGCUCCCAUAUCCCGGGAUUGGGGAGGCUGAGCCCAUCCUGGGGCAGUCCCUGCUCCCAUAUCCCGGGAUUGGGAAGGCUGAGCCCAUCCUGGGGCAGUCCCUGCUCCCAUAUCCCGGGAUUGGAGGGGCUGAGCCCAUCCUGGGGCCGUGCCCAGCUCCCAUAUCCCGGGAUUGGGGAGGCUGAGCCCAUCCUGGGGCGGUGCCCAGCUCCCAUAUCCCGGGAUUGGGGAGGCUGAGCCCAUCCUGGGGCCGUGCCCAGCUCCCAUAUCCCAGGAUUGGGAAGGCUGAGCCCAUCCUGGGGCGGUGCCCAGCUCCCAUAUCCCGGGAUUGGGGAGGCUGAGCCCAUCCUGGGGCGGUGCCCAGCUCCCAUAUCCCGGGAUUGGAGGGGCUGAGCCCAUCCUGGGGCGGUGCCCAGCUCCCAUAUCCCGGGAUUGGGGAGGCUGAGCCCAUCCUGGGGCCGUGCCCAGCUCCCAUAUCCCGGGAUUGGGGAGGCUGAGCCCAUCCUGGGGCCGUGCCCAGCUCCCAUAUCCCGGGAUUGGGGAGGCUGAGCCCAUCCUGGGGCGGUGCCCAGCUCCCAUAUCCCGGGAUUGGAGGGGCUGAGCCCAUCCUGGGGCCGUGCCCAGCUCCAUCCCGGGAGCUCUGGGGUGAGCUCCUGGGACACUGCCCUGGCUGGCAGCCCCGGGGUGGAUUUUGGCUGCUCCCCAGCAGGAAGAAGGGCGGAUCCUUCCCCCGAGGCUCGGAUCAGGUCUCUCUGCGCUUCCCCGUGACCCUGGAGGCCGGGAGCUGUGGCCGGCGCUGCAGUCCCUCACCCCGGGGGAUUCAUUUCUCGCUAUUUAUUCUCUGUUGAUGUGCUCUGUGAGGAGGUGCCGUGUUGCAGCAGCACACAGCGAGCAGGUUACGCUGUGCCUUGGGGGAAUUACCUCCAGGAUUUCCAAAGGAGCCCUUGGGCUUGCCCCGUGUGGAUCCAGAGCUCUGCUCCAGGCAGGGUGAGGUCCCCUCAGUGGUCUGGUUUGGUGUCCCGUCCCCUUCAAGGCAGGUGACUUAUUAAAAAUUAUUGAUUUUUUUUUUCUUAAUGUGCUCUGAUGUUUAAGGUUUUGUUUUGUUUUGUUUUUAAUGCUAAAAUACAACUAACUGCUAGAAAUGGGUUUUAUUCUUUUUGGGUUUCCUAACAGAGGGAAGGAAUUUUUUUUUUUUUUUUUUUUUUUAAUUUAAUAAGCGAGGCAAGCUCAGGACUGUCUGGAUGUGUGCAAAAUCUCUCACUUCUGUCUUGGCAACAGCCUUUUAAAUAAUUGGUUGUGAUAAAGCAUCACAUUUCAAAAACAUCCUCCCCAUAACCAAAUAUUUAUCAAAGCUCAUUUGGGAAGGAACUGGAUAUUCUGUGUGUCUUUUCCUCUAUUCCAUCUUUCAGGGACAGAAAGUGAUUUUCCCAGCAAUGUGCCAGCCCCUGUCACCACACUGGAGAAAUUUUCCUAGGUUUUAUUUUGCUUUUCCUGUCUGUAUCACUUUGACCAGCUGUAUUUAUUACAAUCGUUCAUAUUUUCUUACAAUUUUAUUUAUUUCCUGAAUAAAUCUCGCUAGCUGAAGG
Messenger RNA from Hirundo rustica (Barn swallow), 3821 nucleotides. RefSeq names its product TNF receptor associated factor 1 (gene TRAF1). Gene Ontology annotation, molecular function: tumor necrosis factor receptor binding; zinc ion binding; ubiquitin protein ligase binding. The record is from RefSeq and is a predicted model, not a curated record. NCBI's taxonomy places the organism in Eukaryota, Metazoa, Chordata, Aves, Passeriformes, Hirundinidae. Gene Ontology annotation, cellular component: cytoplasmic side of plasma membrane; plasma membrane signaling receptor complex. The transcript has 11 exons. Gene Ontology annotation, biological process: tumor necrosis factor-mediated signaling pathway; regulation of apoptotic process; regulation of canonical NF-kappaB signal transduction. Bases 114 to 1772 code for a protein of 552 amino acids.